Molecule: messenger RNA, 1308 nt
Organism: Vigna unguiculata (cowpea)
Lineage: Eukaryota; Viridiplantae; Streptophyta; Magnoliopsida; Fabales; Fabaceae
Product: F-box protein At5g49610-like
Molecular function (GO): protein binding
Source: RefSeq, a predicted model, not a curated record
AUGGCUGCUACCAAAUCCAAUACCACCAUCAACAAUCUCUUCGACGAUUCCCUCACCGAAAUCUUCUGCAAACUCCCAUGCAAAUCCCUUUUCUCAUGCAAGAGCGUUUCAAAGCAUUGGCUCACACUCAUUUCCAAUCCCAAUUUCCAUUCCCUAUAUCUCACUCACCAACACACCCUCUUCCAGAAAAUGCAAUCCCAAGGAGAAGACCCUGAUCAACCCAGUUUCAUUCUAAAGCCAUACAAUGCCCUCGUCAUAGCACCAAACUUACCCUCUCUCCAACUUGGCUCUCUCGAAAACCACCUCUCUCUAACAUCCCUAGGCUCAGAUUUCGAACCUGCCAACAUUGUACCACAACUACGCUCUGUGUUAAAGUUCGUUUUUGCAUGUUCCAACGGUUUACUCGUAUACGGAAACCCUCGUCCACGUCACAAAUGCGUGUACCACGUACGUAACCCACUCACAAAGGAUUCAUUGAAACUCCCUUCUGCUCCAACUCUCUGUGACCACGCUGGGGUUCUCGUGGGUUUCAUGUGCGACCCUUAUUACUACCCUGCAAACGAAAACUCCGGCGUAUCUAUCGUUCCCACUUCCGAACGCAGGUUCAGGGUGGUUCGCAUCCCUGCGUUCAGCGACACGAGGCUUGCGUUUGAUGUUGAGGUUUUCUCUUCCGAGACAGGGAAAUGGAAGCGGUUUCUGGUGUCGUGUCCGCAGGGGUUUGCGUGCGGGUUUUUUCUGACGUCAUCGAGCGUUGAGCAUGAAGGGAAGUUGUACUUCAUGGGUGGAGGGAAGGUCCUUGUGUAUGACCCUUAUGAUGAAGAAUGUGUGGGUUCUGUGAUUGAACUUCCCCGUGGGUUUGGCGAAGCGUAUAGAGGGUGCCUUGGGGUUUGUUGCGGUAAGUUGCAGUUAUCUGAGUUCCCUAUAUCACCCUCUAGUGCCUUUGAAGCUUACAGUGGGAGAGUUUGGGAUCUGCAAUAUUGUGAGAAGGGAGAAGAAAGAAGGUGGGAACUGGUGCAUGAGUUUUGUCUCCCUGAGAUUAUUGGGCCAAUGUUUCAAGAGUUGAAAGCCUUGGAGGUUGAAUAUGUGAGGGGUUGCAGUAGGAUUCUGGCUUUUCAUCCCUAUGUUAAGGACAGUGUGUUUCUGAAGUUUGGUGAUAACAUCAUUUGCUGCAAUUUGUUAACUCGUAGGUUUAGGGUUUGCAAAUACGGUGGUCUCUCCUUGCUGUUUUAUCCGGUGAUCCCAGUUUUGCUCCCCUGGUGGCCAACUCCGAUUCCUUCACCACCCUCAUUGGUUGAUCCUUCUCUGUAG